Dicentrarchus labrax (European seabass) is the source of this 3710-nucleotide messenger RNA. RefSeq names its product lymphoid enhancer-binding factor 1 (gene lef1). The coding region runs from base 1067 to 2158 and encodes 363 amino acids. NCBI's taxonomy places the organism in Eukaryota, Metazoa, Chordata, Actinopteri, Moronidae. Gene Ontology annotation, cellular component: beta-catenin-TCF complex. Gene Ontology annotation, biological process: regulation of transcription by RNA polymerase II; canonical Wnt signaling pathway. Gene Ontology annotation, molecular function: DNA-binding transcription factor activity, RNA polymerase II-specific; RNA polymerase II cis-regulatory region sequence-specific DNA binding. The record is from RefSeq and is a predicted model, not a curated record. The transcript has 11 exons.
UUCAUCUCUCCUUCCUCCCAAUGACUGAAGAGAGAGAAAGAGGAGGAGGAGGAGGAGGGAGCAUAGCUACAUUACCAACACACACAUACACACACUGGUUACAUUACACUGUGGAAGCAGUGCGGGAGCAGUGGGAAGUCGAUCCGCGACGUUUUUCCUCUCUAUCUUCUUUUUUUCUGAUUGUUUUUACGACUUUUUUGCUUUUAUCCCUCCUCACCCGACCGGCUUUGAGGAUGUAUUUUGAGGCGGCUCACCGCGUCGCUUGUUGUCCUCUCUAAAGUGUUAAAAGUGUUUUUCUUCCAAGUUGCACAUCCAUCAUUUACCUUCUCACCUCCAACACGGUGUUUUGGUUUUGUUAUCCUACUUUUUUUUUUUUUUUUUUUUUCCUCCUCGCAAGGACGCCACAUCUCUCUUUUUCACUGGACCACCGGGGAAAUAUCAUUUCUCACUUAUUUUUGAAUUUUUUAUAAAUGCACUUUUUAACGUUGAGUUAUUUUAUUUUUUUUUGUACUGGACCGUACCCGUCGUCGGUUGUGUAUGUUCACUUAAAAAAGUGAUGAUAUUUUAACUCGUUUGGUUUGUCUCCUCUUUUUUUUUUUUUUUUUUUUGGUUUUUUUUUUUUAUUCUCAUGACAUUGAGGCGUGCACCGGACUCUCAUUCUGAGCCUUUACAUCUCAAGUUUUUCGGGUCUGACUUUGAGUCCUUUUUAGUUUAAACACUCGUGGUUUAAAAGAGGAGGGGGAAAAAAAGAAAAGAAAAGGAAAAAGGACGCCGACAGCAGCCACAGUGCUCCUGUUGCUUCAGUAAAGACACACCGGCACGGCAGCGUGUUUGCACGCCGCUUCCUCUCCCGGUGACUCACGGUCGACGCUCCAUUUAAAAAUAAGAGGGGACGUUUUCCCCCCACGCUUGUUUCGGGGGAUUUUAGUGGGAGUUUUAUCCCCCCCCCCCUCCCAAACCCCCACACCCCACUCUCUCUAGUUCCGGACAGUGCUGGCGUGUGUGUGUGUUGUCUCCAGUGUUCCUGGUGAGAAAAGCCCAUAGAAAUAAACAAAUAAUAAACAAAAUGCCACAGUUGUCAGGCGGCGGCGGAGACCCGGAGCUGUGCGCCACGGACGAAAUGAUCCCGUUCAAAGACGAAGGAGACCCGCACAAGGAGCAGAUCUUCGCGGAGCUCAGCCACUCCGAGGAGGAGGGAGACCUGGCAGACAUCAAGUCAUCUCUGGUCAACGAGUCAGAGAGCAGCCCCAACAGCAACAGCCACGAUGCAGCUAGACAGUCCCAAAUACCGCAAGAUUCAUAUCAUGAAAAACACAGAGACCAUUCGGAUGAUGGAAAACUUCAAGACAUGUACAGUAAAGGGCAUCCAUACACGGGGUACCCAGGUUACAUCAUGAUGAGCAACAUGAACGACUCCUACAUGAACAAUGGCUCCCUCUCGCCGCCCAUGCCCAGAACGUCCAACAAAGUCCCUGUGGUGCAGCCGUCCCAUGCAGUCCACCCACUCACCCCACUGAUCACGUACAGUGACGAGCACUUCGCCCCAGGAUCCCAUUCCGGUCAUCACCCCCAGGAUGCCAACAACAAACAAGGAAUGCCAAGGCAUCACCCAGGACCAGACAUGCCCAACUUCUACUCCUUGUCUCCUGGAGGAGUUGGGCAGAUCACGCCACCGCUGGGAUGGUUCUCACACCACAUGGUGCCGGGCCCCCCAGGUCCCCACGCCACAGGGAUCCCCCACCCGGCCAUCGUCAAUCCACAGGUCAAACACGAGCCUCUGCAUGAAACAGACAUCAUGCACAUGAAACCCCAGCACGAACAGAGAAAGGAGCAGGAACCCAAAAGACCGCACAUCAAGAAGCCGCUAAACGCCUUCAUGCUCUACAUGAAAGAGAUGCGCGCAAAUGUGGUCGCCGAGUGCACACUGAAGGAGAGCGCCGCCAUCAAUCAGAUCCUGGGACGAAGGUGGCAUGCUUUAUCUCGGGAAGAGCAAGCUAAGUAUUAUGAGUUAGCCCGCAAGGAACGGCAGCUCCACAUGCAGCUCUACCCAGGCUGGUCUGCUCGAGACAAUUAUGGAAAGAAGAAGAAGCGGAAGAGGGAGAAGAUGCAGGAAACGGCCCCCGGUACAGGCCAGAGAAUGAAAACGGCGUACAUCUGAGAAAAUGGAGGAAAACGUAGCAAUUUCUCCACAUGCAAAGCGAAGGCAGCAGCUACGGGCCCUCUGCUAGAGAUGGAGGCCUGUUAGAUUCCAUGAAGACCCUUAAAUCUCCAAAACUGAAGCCUCCAGUUCUCAGAGGACCCUCCUCCUCCCCUCCCACUCCCCUCUCCCCCACCUACCCAUCCCUCCGACCCCGUCCUAACCCUACUCCCUUUCCUUCAACACAGUCACCACCACCACCACCACCACCAAAAAUACUUCACUGUUUGACUCUACUCCCUUCCUGAAGGCGCCUGCUGUAGAGACACUGAACUGAACUGAACGAGACAAUCACGAUUCGUAGGAGCACCCUCACGCAACCACGUUCUCUCACCGAAAAAAAACAUCAAUUUGACGUCUGUGUUUUGUCAGUUUCCUUUACAAUCAGCUUUACUGCAAAUCCAAGGCACUGCACUGAAAAACAGCAGCACAAACUUCUCCACUGCACUGCCCGAACACUCCCAAACACCUGUUCCUAAGUUACUGUAAUUUAUUUGUCACCUCGGUUCCUUUGUAUAGCUCAUUAGGCCGACAUUCACUCCCUCACCACCUCCCCGCCCCCGUGUCUUUCUCUCCCUGGAUUUUUGAGACCAUUCGGGGUUUCGCCUGCCCGACCAAACACCUCUUUUUAGACUGCACUAAAGGAAGAUGGAGGGAUCUCAUCUUGUCUAAGAAAACGUCCUCAAGACGCCAUUUUAGUUCGUUGCUGACCAGUUGGUGCAAAAAAGGAUCAACAUUUUGAUUUGCUUUUUAUUUUAGACUGAGUUUUAUUUUGAAUGCUUUUUUUGUAUCUUGAACCCUUGUUUCAAUUUCUCGGUGUAUAUUUUUGUGAUUUUUUUUUUUUUUUUUUUAAAUAUUGUUUUUUUUAUAUAGUGGUAUAUAUAUGAAAAUAAGCUUUGGACACAGGAAAGCCAUUUUUCUUGUUGAAGCGUCUUGCAGAAAAUUGAAACUUAAGGCUUCUUUUGAUAACUAUUUGUAACAAAUAGUGACCUCGAGUCUUGCUCAGAUGUAAAAUAAUGCUCAGUAUGUGUACUUUUUAAAACUGUCAGGAUAUGUCAAUUUUCUUGGUAUUUUUGCAGGCAACAUUAGGACAAAGGCGAGAGUGAUAGCUCAGAGGCCUAUAUUUUAUUGUUCUAAAACAUGACAAAUGAAGCAGAUAUAUAUAUUUACCCCAGCACUUGGCAGUCUUUCUUUUAUUGCAAUGGACCUUUGUCUUUUCUCUCUGGUAGCUAAUAGUGUGGUCUUUAGCCAUGUUGUUUAUUCCAUGCAAGCAUCUCUGUAACAUUUUGAUUUUAAUGCUCUAUUUUAGUAUUACUUGAUGAAUUCCUUUUUUUAUUAUCAUGUUUUGGGUCACUGUCAUCUUGGUAUAGCAUUUUGCUUUCCAAGUGGUCAUAUUUGAACUGUUUCAACAUGUUUUUGUUUUGUUUUUUGUAAGAAAAAUAAAAAGGCACCAUUGGCUCAUUUGAUCACUCGUGUGGUAGAAAGACCUGAGCUAGAGGUGCCAGAUGUAACA